CUCGGGACCCCAAGACUUAGGGACCUCCCCCCCCCGAGACUCGGGACCCCAAGACUUAGGGACCCCCCCGUCCCGAGACUCGGGACCCCAAGACUUAGGGACCCCCCCCCCCCCUCCGAGUCGCUGGAACCCCAGUGACCUCAAGAACCUAGAGAGAGAGAGAGGGGAGAGAUCCUCUCAUCAUCAACAACAGCAGCAGUAGUCGCCGUCAGGAUCGAUCCACUGCUGAAUGAGGCCCCGGUUCCCCAGCCGGACGUCGUCCCAGCGCUCCGUCUGAUUGAUCAUUCCGUCGCUCCGUCUCCGCGUUAGGACGCCUCGCCCGCGGGGCCCCCUUACAUCGGACUCGCUAGUUUAAGUCUCGGCCGCUGACGUCUCUAGAGACUUCACCUCGUCAAGGUAUCCCCCAAGAUAACUCCCAAGACCCCCGUGAGACCACCCCCGGUAGCUACGUGAGGCGUUGGCUAAAUGCUUCCUGGACUCCGCACGCCGCCGCCGCCAAAGAUGAUUUAGAUCCCUUGACUGUGGCACCCCUUGACACCCCCAACCCAUCCACCCCCCCAAGCAUCGGGAACCCCAGUUCAACCCCGAACCCCCUCGAUAGAACCUUAGGUUCGGACCUCCAACUCAACCCCUUGAACACCUCCCCACCACUCCACGCACCAUCGAUCCUUGACGGACAAACUUACUUUCACUCUGUGAUACAAGCAGGGAUCCCUCCAUCCGAGGGGGUCUCAGACCCCCUUCGAUCGGGGCAGCACACCCCGAAGCUACCGUGUUCACAAGGGGGGCUUACUGCCUCCACCACCCCCCCCCCCAAACCCAUCUCCUUAAUUGAAGACCCCCAAAACUGGACCCCCCCCCCACUUUGAUCUCCGCGAUGGAUUCAAGGCUGAGGUCCAAUCCGGAGAGGCUGAUGGAAGUGUUUGUGGAGGUGGCCAGUCCCAAGGGGAACACGGCCGACCCAGAGGUGAUUCGGACAUAUCCACAAGAUUACCCCGACCAGGACGUCGUGAAAACGAUUGCCAAGUUCUGCUUCCCAUUUGAUGUGGAAAGGGUGAAACAUGGACACAUUGGACAGAACUUCACGUUUGUGCUCACGGACGCCGAAGGGAAGCACAGUUUCGGGUUCUGCCGUCUGUCUUCUGGCUCCCGCUCCUGUGUGUGCUUACUCAGCUACCUGCCCUGGUUUGAGGUGUUUUACAAGCUGCUCAAUCUCCUGGCAGAGUACAGCACCAAGGGCAAUGAGAGCGACUCCCAAGAACUCCUCGAGUCUCUCCACAAGCGCCCAGUUCCAGAGCCGGAAUCCACCGUGCACCUCACUGUGCAUGCCUACUUCAUAGCUCCCGACUGCAGGCAUCUACCCAGCAUUCCUGAGAGUAGGAACCUGACGGAGUUCCUGGUGGCCGUGGACCCGCUCAGCAUGGUGCACCUCUACGCCAGCCUGCUGUGGGAGCGCCGCAUCAUCGUCACCUCCAACAAGCUCAGCACGCUCACGGCGUGCGUGCACGGGUGCCGCGCUGCUCUACCCACCUACUGGCAGCAUGUGUUCAUCCCCGUGCUGCCUCCACACCUACUGGACUACUGCGGGGCUCCCAUGCCGUACCUCAUAGGUGUUCAUUCCACACUGAUGGAGAGUGUGCGUGCGCUCGGCCUGGAAGAGGCCGUGGUGUUGAACGUCGAUGCAAAUCAGUUGGAGACUCCGUUCAAUGACCUCCUGUCUCUCCCCAACGACCUGGCGUCCACUCUGAAGUCGCGCAUCAAGAAACAGUCGGCCGUAACGGGUACGGGGCUGGCGCAUGCGUUCCUGAGGGCCCAAGUCCAGCUGUUCGGGACCUACAGAGAGGCCCUGAGAUUCCGGCCGGGAGAGGCGAUCACGUUCAGCGAGGAGGCGUUUGUGGAGAGCAAGUCCAGCUCGGUGCGCUCCUUCCUCAAGCACGCCACGCAGCUGCAGCUCUUCAAGCAGUUCAUCGACGGGAGGCUGGAGCUGCUCAACGCCGGAGUGGGCUUCACCGACCUCUUUGAGGAAGAGAUCAACCUGGACGGAUACUCCAAGGGGAGUGCCAAGUCGUACCAGCAGUGGCUCCUCACUGUCAAGAAAGGUGGGGGCGCUUUCAUCUCCUUGAUGACCAAGGCCAACCCAGCCAUGAAGUCCAUGUACCGAUUUAUGGCAAAGGGACGCUUUGGGUUCAAAGAGGUCAAGUCAGCACACAAGCACAAGGAUGUGGUGAGCGAUGACGAGGGCGAUGAUGUGGAGUCGGCUCACCGGGUGAGGAGACACGUGUCCGACGUGGACGCCCGCAGAGACGACACGGACACGGCUCACGCGGAGGUGGCACUGCUCAGCUCCUCGUACGGGGGGAGCUCCGCCGUAGGGAGGGGCCUCUCUCAGCGCAGGACGAGCUCGCGGAGGCCCUUGGCGUCCGAGGUGGUCGAGGGGGGCCCCGGGAGCCCCCCGCUGAGCGCGGGCCCCCAGCAGGAGAUGGAUCUCCUGUCGGAGAUCCUCGCCUCGCUGGACGCGGCGCUGGAGCCACGCUCCUUGACGGCCUCCCGCAGCCUCGACGACCUCCUCGGGGCCGGCGGGGAGGAGUGGAGGAGUUCGCAGACGUCCCUCUGUGGUGGCCAUGACGACAUGGCGGUGCUGGGGAUCUGCCUCCCGUCGUCGCCACCGCAACCGGGCCCCGGCAACGGCCACUUCUUCCGCUCGGCAACACCGCCGCCCCCCUCAGAGAUGCGUGGGGGACAAGGAGGUGAGCACGGUGAGGAGGUGAGGGGUGGAGGAGCCCUGCAGAGCGAGGACGAGGAGGAGGAAGAAGAAGAGGUGGACACCUCACAUCUCAGCUCCACCUCCUCCUCCUCGUCGUCCACCUCGUCUCCCUCCCCGCGGCGCCGGGCGGCAGCGAUGGCGGGGGUGUCGGGCGGCAACCACCACGGCGGCUCGCUGCCGUCGCUCCUCACCGACGUCGCCGCGGCAACGGCGGCAUCCGAGGCGACUCCUCCGCCCUCGCCGCUGCUGCUCGUUCGGGGGGACGCGGUGCGGCUCAGCUGCCCCCCCCCGGCGCGCUCGACGCUCCCGACGCUCCCGGCGCGCUCGGCGCGCUCGGCACGCCUGGCACGCCCGGCAUCCCAGCCCGGCGGGCCCCUCCGCUCCGCAUCCCCCUCGGCACAGCCCGGCACGGCCGCCCUGGGGCAAGGGCGCGUCGGGGAGCUGCGCCGGCGCUACGAGCUGCUGGACCGAGAGGCCAGCGGGCAGUGAUGGCAGUGGCUGUGGCUGUGGCGGCGGUGAUGAUGGUGGUGGUGGUGGCGGUGAUGGCGAAUUGCCGGUGGAGGAGACAUGACGUUUACAGCGCGUUCAUCGAUCAAACGAUCAGCACUUCGAUCAAACGACGAUCAAAAUAUCGCCGAGUGGCGUCGACGAGGGAGCACACGCAAGCCCCCCUCCUAACCCCCCCCCACCGCCCACCUACCCUCGCAAGCUAAGCAGGUCUGAGCCCGCUGAACGCUGUACUCGGAUGGGUGACCACCACCACCAGGUGUUUCGUGAGCGUGUUGCUGCGAGGUGUGAAUUCUUGAAUCCAUCCGUGCAGAGCUUAGAGCAUCGUCCGCCACCACCGCCCUCGCUCUCUCCAGUCUCCUUCCCAUGCGCAGCUAAAAAAAAACCUCACCGCGAACGGAAAUUCACGGACGGACGCUGCGGUGUAGCAGGGACCCCUCGUCAACAGCGUGCACGCCGCCCUCACCCCUACCGAGCCUGCAGGUCUGUGUCGCCAAGACCCUCCACCACCCGUCGCACGGAGCCAAUCACAUCCGCGGGUUGGGGGUGAAGAGCGGAGGGAUGGCCGGACCCGGUGUCACCUUGAGCAAAGCACGAUACCGGUGCGCGUGUGGUGUUGUGUUGUUGUGUUGUUGUGGUGUUGUGUUGUUGUGUUGUUGUCGUCCUGGUGUUGUUCUUGUUUUUACAACACGGUUGGCCAAAGCACAAAAGGGUCCGGGAAUUUUUUUUUUUUCAAACGUCAAGCGGCCAGCAACAAUCGGCACCGCAAUCAACAUGACGAGAGGUUGACGCCAUCGCUUGGACGGAGCGAUGGGGUGACGACGUUGUUGGGGUGACGUUGGGGCGACGG
Molecule: messenger RNA, 4121 nt
Organism: Petromyzon marinus (sea lamprey)
Lineage: Eukaryota; Metazoa; Chordata; Hyperoartia; Petromyzontiformes; Petromyzontidae
Product: DENN domain-containing protein 1B-like
Biological process (GO): endocytic recycling; endocytosis
Cellular component (GO): intracellular membrane-bounded organelle; cytosol
Molecular function (GO): guanyl-nucleotide exchange factor activity; phosphatidylinositol phosphate binding
Source: RefSeq, a predicted model, not a curated record